AUGCUCUAUCGAAAUCUGGCCACCGCCUCAGAACCCAACCUCUUUGUGGCAGACUUCAAGCUGCCAUCUAACAUCCAGAGCCUCCUGGGUACCAACAAGGACCCCAGUUCCCAAGGCCCACCACAGACCAUCAGAGACAGAAGGUCAUGGGCAGCCUUUCCAAACAAGGACCAAAUUAGCAAGAUCUUAGUGGUUGUGAAUGAAACAGCCACAGAUCAAUUGAAGCUUCCAGAUGUUGUUGACAAUCAGAAAUAUAUCUACCAAUACAGAGAGGAGGAAGAGGAAGAAGAGUCUAAAGGUGGGAAGGAGAUGGACGAGCACACACCUGGUUCAAAGGACCAGUCAGAUGGCUUCUGUCACGAAAGAGAGGAAGUUCAAAACCUUGAGGCCAUGGAUCUGCAGAAAGAGGAUGGAAAUCCUGAGCUGCAAUCUAUGGAGGGAACUCUUGAGAGAAAGCAAAAGCUGCAAUUUGGAGGAAAGAAAGCUGCCUCCAGAGGCUGGAACUCGUAUCACACUGUCUUAUAUCGACACACCUUGUGCUUCUAUCAGGAUAGAAAGGAAACGCUGAGAAGUUCUGCGUGUGGCCUGCCGCUGAACCUCACUGGAGCUGAGUGUUCAUCUGCUCCAGAGUACACCAAGAAACCCAACUGCUUCCGUUUGAGGCUGCGUGAUGGCUCCGAAUAUCUGUUCAAUCCCUCGUCACGCUUUAUGUUGAACAAAUGGAUGACCAAAAUACAAGCAAACGCAGGUGCAAGCCAGUCUGUGUCUUCAUUGUCAAACAUCCCAGUAGAUCAAAGCAUCCCCAUUUCCUUAAGCCCCCCUCUGUGCUCAGGCUGCUAUGGUCUGGCCAAAUGCUACUGCUCCUCCCAGCAUGAUGUCACCUCCACGUUUCCCAGACGGAAACCCCCGAACCGAGCCAAAGACCUGGAUGUCCUCUCCAGAGAGUCCACGCGCUUGCCACUGAAUCCCCUAAGACGUUUGGAGGAACAUUCGACCAUGUCAUCCGCACAAGGACAGUCCUGCAAUGAUGAUGACGAUGAUGAUGACAGCAGCUGUAACCAAAUGGUGACUCAUAGACUUCAGGGAGGAAGUGAGGAAAACACCUCUUCCUCCCAUUGGUCCCCCCCACAGAGCAAUCAGGACUGGCUUACCAGCAAGGGUCGCUCCCACUCCUUCACUUCUGCAACCUAUCAGAAGAUCAAGCCCACGCGGCAGAUCUGCAGAGGCCCAGAGAAAGGGUCUAACUACAGUGUGACACUGGUGCUGGGAGAUAAGUCAUCAGACAGUAAAACCUGUGGAGCUCCACCGGCGGCGGUGGCCGGAUGGCAGCUGGACGCUUGCCCGCCGAGGAGCUACACCAGCCUGCCUCGGCCUCGCAACAAAUACGUCUUUAAGAAAUUCUUUGGCAAAAAGGACCUGUGACUUUUCGUCAGAUUGUCUAAUGUGCAGUGCACGUUUUUAAUUAAUAAUAUCUACUACUGACCAUAUUUAUAUUAUGCGUUGCUACCAGUUUUAUUUGAAUGUGUGAGAUGUUAUUUCUAAGAGUGUGUGUAUAUUAUUUUAAUACUACUACUACUCCACUACUUAGUUGGAGUUCAUUUUGCCACUUGUCUUAAUUUUACAUUUGUUGUUUUGUAUGGGGCGGCACGGUGAAUGGUGGAGUUUGCAUGUUCUUUCUUACGCUUGUGUGGGUUUUCUCCGGGUACUCUGGCUUCCUCCCACAUCCCAAAAAUGUAGGUUCAUUGAAGACUCUAAAACCAGGGUCAGCAACAUGGCACCCGGUAGUCCCAGGAACCACGAGUCACCCGCGGGCCUUUUCUAAAAGUUGCUCACCAGUAAUGAGAUAUUGUGAUUUCCUAGGACUGUUGAAGUGAUCAUUUGAACAUGUACACAUUUGCAGAGAUUUACAGAAAUAAAGUGUUGCUUACUGAUGUUUCCGACUUUGUUAAAUCAGGUUGAUAAAUAUUGUGUGAAGUCAUAAAGGGUGUACUCUGCGUCUUGCCCAAAGUCAGCUGGUAUAGGGACCACCUCCCCCAGUGAUGAUAAACGGCAUAGAAAAUGAAUGGAUGUGUUUGUAUGUUAUCAGUGUGCAUACAAAAUAGCUCUGCAGGAAGUACAUUUUGAAAGGACAUUUGCAUACUUAAGUGAUAACACUAACAAUAAAGUCAUUACAGUAGUGCCCACAUAAUUGUUUCCCUCCAGUGUCUUCCGCAUCCAGUUAAUUUCUUUUCACACAAAAACCUGCAGUUUGAUACUGCUUGUGUUGGUUUGUUACAGCGACCAUUCAUAAUAAAAA
This is a messenger RNA of Phycodurus eques (leafy seadragon), 2296 nucleotides long. RefSeq lists its product as uncharacterized. Gene Ontology annotation, biological process: muscle cell development; actin cytoskeleton organization. NCBI's taxonomy places the organism in Eukaryota, Metazoa, Chordata, Actinopteri, Syngnathiformes, Syngnathidae. Gene Ontology annotation, molecular function: phospholipid binding; actin filament binding. The coding region runs from base 1 to 1422 and encodes 473 amino acids. The record is from RefSeq and is a predicted model, not a curated record. Gene Ontology annotation, cellular component: cell junction; plasma membrane; cell projection. The transcript has 10 exons.